Exophiala dermatitidis NIH/UT8656 is the source of this 4407-nucleotide messenger RNA. RefSeq lists its product as uncharacterized. Gene Ontology annotation, molecular function: small GTPase binding. Gene Ontology annotation, cellular component: cytosol; nuclear envelope. Lineage: Eukaryota; Fungi; Ascomycota; Eurotiomycetes; Chaetothyriales; Herpotrichiellaceae. Gene Ontology annotation, biological process: protein import into nucleus. The record is from RefSeq and is a predicted model, not a curated record. The coding region runs from base 185 to 3355 and encodes 1056 amino acids. The transcript has a single exon.
UGGUAAACUUCCUCUGCAGUUGAACUUGACCCUGGAGCCCUCGCCAACCUCAGAGUCUGACGGCCACUCACCUCUUAUCCCGGACCAGGCACCGUGGAAUUCCAUGCGCUGAGGGUUGUACGUGUUUGCCACGCGGUUUUGAGGCAUCCAGGCAUCGGCCCUACCGAGGGCAGACGUCGACAUCAUGGAUUUGCGCACCACCAUCCAGUCCACUUUGUCCCCCGAUGCCACAGUCCGCUCGCAGGCUGAGGCCGCUCUCAAGUCUGCCGAGCAACAUGCUGGGUUUAUCGGAGCCCUCCUGGACGUGCUCCAGACGGAGCAAGACCCCAACAUCCGCCUUUCGGGCGCCGUGUACCUAAAAAAUCGGAUAUCAAGAGGCUGGCCACCGGACACCACGCUUCAUCAACCAGUGACCGAGCCCGAAAGAAAACCCUUCAGGGACCGUCUUCUCCCCGUUCUGUCGACCUCACCUCCUUUAAUCCGAGCCCAAUUGAUCCCCAUCCUGCAGACUAUUCUGCAGUACGACUUUCCUGCAAAAUGGCCCGAGUUGAUGGACAUUACCCUUCAGCUGCUGAAUACACAAGAUGCCAAUUCAGUGUUUGCGGGCCUGCAGUGUCUACUGGCAGUCUGCCGCACAUACCGCUUUCGCGCAGGCGAAGAAAGGGCCAACUUGGACAAGGUGGUCUCUAUGGCCUUUCCUACAUUGUUAGGCAUUGGCAACAAACUGGUCCAUGAGACGAGCCCAGAAGCGGGCGAGAUGUUGCGGAUAUGCGUCAAAUGCUACAAGCACGCGGUAUAUUAUGGCCUUCCUCAACCGCUCCAAUCGCACCAGGCAACGGUGGAUUGGUGUACCCUGUUCUUGACCAUCAUCUCCAAAGAACCCCCCGAGUAUGCAAUGGCAGAGGACCCCGAAGACCGAGAGCGCAAUCAUUGGUGGAAGGCGCGGAAGUGGUCGUACGCAAAUCUGAACAGGCUCUUUGUCAGAUACGGGAACCCUUCAACCAUCUCGACCAGCCAGGAGAAAGAGUACGGAGAGUUCUCCCGAAACUUCAUCACUAACUUUGCGCCGGAGAUCCUCAAAGGGUAUCUGGGAGAGAUCGAGAAAUGGGUUGGAGGAAACCAUUGGCUCAGCAAGCCUUCCUUGUCGUAUACUCUAAUUUUUCUUGAGGAGUGUGUCAAGCCGAAGGCAAUGUGGGACAAGUUGAAGCCACACAUGGACAGCCUGAUUAAGCAUCUGGUCUUUCCUGUGCUAUGUCUGUCUGAGGAAGACCUGGAGUUGUUCAAUGAUAAUCCUCCAGAUUAUCUGCACCGCAAACUCAACCUUUUCGAGGAAGUGUCUGCUCCAGAUAUGGCCGCGACGAGUUUCUUGAUCGCGUUGACCAAGUCGCGCAAACAGCAGACGUAUGUUAUCCUGUCCUAUGUCAACGAGGUGGUCACGCGCUAUGAAUCUGCGCCUGAUGACCAGAAGAACCCGCGUGAGAAGGAGGGCGCCUUGCGAAUGAUCGGAUCGCUUGCACCGGUCAUUUUGGGCAAGAAAAGCCCCAUUGCCGACCAGGUCGAGUACUUUUUUGUGCGUCAUGUCUUGCCGGAAUUCAGGUCUCCACACGGCUUCCUCCGAGCCAGGGCUUGCGAGACCAUGGAAAAGUUUGAACAGCUGGACUUCAAAGACCAAAACAAUCUUAUGAUCAUCUACCGCAACAUACUCGAGUCAAUGGCCGAUCCUGAAUUGCCGGUCCGAGUAAUGGCUUCGCUGGCUCUGCAGCCGCUUAUUAGGCACGAUGCUGUUCGCCUGGCCAUGCAAGCCAACAUCCCUCAAAUCAUGCACCAGCUGCUCAAGUUGAUGAAUGAGGUCGAUGUCGACGCACUGUCCAACGUGAUGGAAGACUUUGUAGAGGUGUUCGCCGAACAACUGACUCCUUUCGCCGUUGCGUUGAGCGAAAAUCUUCGAGACACCUACCUCCGGAUCAUCAAGGAAAUCUUGGAGCGAAAUGAGGCAAAGGCAGCUGAGAGUGGCGACCCGGGAUACGGAGACUACCUGGAUGACAAGGCCAUAGCAGCCCUCGGUGUCCUGCAAACGAUUGGUACUCUGAUCCUCACACUCGAAGCGACCCCGGAUGUGCUUCUCAUUCUCGAAACAAUUCUCAUGCCUGUGAUCAACAUCACUCUGGAAAACAAGCUGUACGACUUGUACAACGAAGUUUUCGAGAUUAUCGACUCGUGCACCUUUGCGUCCAAGUCCAUCUCCGACACCAUGUGGCAGGCAUUUGAGCUGAUGCACAAGACCUUCAAGGACGGCGCCGAACUCUACCUUGAGGAUAUGCUUCCUGCGCUGGACAACUUCGUCGCCUACGGGCAAAAAAGGCUGAUCGAGCACCCUCCGUAUCUCGCAGCCAUUGCUGGGAUGGUCCGCGACAUCUUCACCGACCCCAAAGUGGGAGGCGUUGACCGCAUCUGCGGAUGUAAGCUCGCCGAAGCCUUAAUGCUAAACCUCCGGGGUGGGCCCAUUGACAGCUACAUCCCCACAUUUGUGACACUUCCGAUGGACGUCUUGACAGGGCCAGGCCAAAAGACUCUUAUGAAGAGUUACAAGCUUCAUCUGGUGGAAAUGGUCAUCAACGCCAUCUACUACAAUCCUAUCCUUGCUCUGCAAGUCCUCGAAUCCCACGGCUGGACAAACAGAUUCUUCUCUAUCUGGUUCGGGAGCAUCGACUCGUUCCGCCGGGUCCACGACAAGAAACUCUGCAUUGCCGCCAUCUCUGCCCUGCUCACGAUUCGUGCCGACCAAGUCCCACAGUCCGUGCAGACUGGCUGGCCGCGCCUGCUGUCGGGAGCGACAUAUCUCUUCCGCACACUCCCUGCGGCGCUGAAGCAACGCGAAGAAGCAGUCAAAGCCUCUGACGGCGUGUCGGACACGCUUUCCGAGUAUGCGUCGGACGAAGAGGCGGAAGACUGGGCGGAUGAGCCCGCUGGCGAAGGCGGCGCCGCCGGUCAGGAAUGGGGCAAUGUCACCGCGACGUCGGUACCCGACACCAAGGGUGACAUCAAGGACGAGUCACAGGCAUAUCUCGACUUCCUCAGCGAGGAAGCCAAGAAGUUUGGCGCCCUAGCCGACGACGACGACGAUAGUAUCCUCGACGAGGACAGUCUGCUCGAAAGCCCGCUGGACAAGUUUGACCCCUACGCCGCCUUUAGUGACUCCCUCAACAAACUCCAGGCUGAACAGCCUCAGCUGUACCAGAAUUUGACUUCCCUGCUUGACCCUGCAGAUCGCGAUGUCCUGCAGGAUGUCCUGCAAGCCGUGGCUCACCACCAAGCUGCGCAAGUUCAAGCUGCUCAGGGGCUCGCACAGGCAUAGGAACACGCCGCGCGAAACCCUCGGCCUGGUCGCUGGUAUUACUAGACAGCAGUGUGUCUAUGUCUCUGUGGUUAGAACUCAGGCACCCCCCUGCACGACAGCAGCCCGUUCUUAACGGCAUGAACAUUGAACCUCGAAUGCGCACCAAGAACAAGAGGCCUAGACUGUGUGGUGUCUACAUUCGGGAGAGUCCUGGAGAAUGUCCUGCUUACUACACUGAAGGCUGAAGCCCAAGCUGAGACACCGAUCUCUGAUGAUGGUUUCCAGCCCAAAGGAAGAGGAAGAGGAAGAGAUUAGUCAGCUGGUCCAGCAAGCGCACGUUUUCCGUUUAUCCAACGUCUGCCCCUUUCAGAAUAUAUCGCGGCUGACCGAUAAGGACAUGACUCAGAACCUGUUUUCUCGGCCAUGAUUCAACCUCCUGAGCGCUUGCGCUUGAGUCCGUUCCAUUCCCUAUCAACCAUUCGAGACCAAGCCCUAUCCUUGCCCUACCCUUCCUACCCUACCCUACCCACUCUAACCCCAUCUGAACACGUGCAGCUCCGUUUUCUCCGUCAGGUGGGAGCAGAGAAGAAACUAGUGAUGGACAAGAGGAGGAGAGGAGAAGAAGAAUAAGAAACGAGGAGGCCUUCCACAUUACACACACCGGAUCGAGCCGAGCUCGGCAGGCCAUGGAUGGGCUUUCCAGAGUUAGCUAAGCUAUGGAUCUGCCAGGCACACCUUUUCGAGCGUGAGCCCGCUUACACAUCACGGCCCCCUGCCCCCCUGCAGAAGAUAUUAGUCUGGUAUAACACUGGAGCUCGCAUCUGGUACAAGUCGUGAUGUGCAGUGGUCCGCAGGUGUGUGCCCGGGCGAGCGGGUGCUGGCCAAGAAUGAAAGAGAGGAUCGGAUAUAGUGGAGACAGAACAAGGACGCCAGCUCGUGUCGUGCAAUGACUUCACUUGCGUCCUAAGCUCUGGUGGUCGUGAUCACGAGCGUCUAGGUAGCUGAGCUGCCCGUAGAGUGUUUUCCUAUUACUAUCAAGACAGCCUUUACCAAUUCUUCACUUUCCCCGA